This is a messenger RNA of Phoenix dactylifera (date palm), 7092 nucleotides long. Its product is annotated as B3 domain-containing protein Os11g0156000. The record is from RefSeq and is a predicted model, not a curated record. Gene Ontology annotation, molecular function: DNA binding; DNA-binding transcription factor activity. Lineage: Eukaryota; Viridiplantae; Streptophyta; Magnoliopsida; Arecales; Arecaceae.
ACCCCUGAUAUUAGGGUUCUGAAAAAGUUAUUUUUAUCUAGUGCCAGAUAGCACCGGAAUUCUGAAAUCAGGUACGCCAGAGUAGGAUUAGCAGCAGGAUGGACUACUCUGAGAAGUCCUACGCAUGCCCCCCAAGAAAGAAACAAGAAGAUAAAAAGGUUGGUAAAUAACAAAGUCACGGCCACAAGUAGUUAAAACAUUAGAACAUAACUCUGACUUCUGCAUCCACCUUAUGAUUGUGACACCUAGUUCAUAAUGCUCAACAACAAGGGUGAGUUGGAUGGAUGCUAAUUCUAUUCGGUCAAGAUCUAUAUGAUACUAAUCGUUUUCCGGGAUUUAUGUCCCGAGAUAAGAUUGAAACUGUUUCAAGUAAUGGACAGAAAACCAACCAAACCUAACCCUAAUUACCUACCCGAACCGCAGUAGGAAUCUAGAAGACUAGGUUAUAUGGGUUGACUAGUUAAGCUUGGGUCCAAAACUUCUAGUCAAAAACCGUUUGUUGCUUCAGGUGCAGUCAUGAAUUUCUACACUAUGGGUAAAACUGAAGGAAAAGCAAAUCCAACAAUGGCUUGAUACACCAUUGGAGUGUUUUGAAAGUCUAACAGAUGCAAACAGCCACAUAACUUUGCCAAACAUAACCUCUAUCGAUUGGUAGCAUUCAAUAUUAGGAUGUGUGUGUGGUGCCUGUCAGGCAUCUAAACCACUCUCCAGAUGUGAGUGAAUUGAUUCCAACUCUACAGUAAAUAGUUAAAAUGAAGAGAAGAGAAUCAGGAGGGCACUAUAAUAGGGAUGUAUAUCUAUCUCAGCAGGACUUAUGUUGUCUUCCAAUGCAGAAGAAAAUCUGACUCCUACGAGUCAAACGUACCAGCUAAAAUGUCUGUAGACGAGAGUUUUUCAUGGUCUUCUACCCCUGGAUGGCUGUGAUGAGGCCACAAUGACAGCACUCACUUUUUAGCACCACCACCUUAUCACUCCUCAUCAAACUCACUAAAAUAUAGUAACUUUAGGAACUUUAAACCAUCGAUUCUUCCUGUCCACCCAAGUUAAAAAAUAUACACCUCUCAUAUCAUAUGUUCAGAUCAAUUGAACCAGGCCCCCCUUCUCCCUCUCUCUCUCUCUCUCUCUCUCUCUCUCUCAUGUGCAAGUAAACAUAUCUGUCUAGUUUCAUGGCAUUUUGUCCUAACCAUAAAUUGAAAAUUUUCUCGAUAGGUUAUAAAUGCAUAGCAAUAAUAUCUCCAUGCUUCUCAACACCAACACCAUCAUCACCACCAUUUCCACCGCCAACUUUCCAUACCCUUCCUUUUCUCCUCCUUUCUCCUCUCUUCCGUUCUCUUCCCUGCCCUGCAAGACUCUAAACUCCAUUCCGGAAGUCCUAAAUGCCGAUAAACUCUACGCACUACCAUCCCCCACAAGCUUGGUCCUGGGAGCCACCUAUGAACCCACGCCAUGACCAGCCCCAGCACUACUACCAGUAUGAGUACGAGAGAGAGCGCAUGUUUGAGAAGCCCCUCACCCCAAGUGAUGUGGGCAAGCUCAACAGGCUGGUCAUUCCCAAGCAGCAUGCCGAGAAGUACUUCCCCCUCGCCGGAGACUCGGGCGAGAAGGGCCUGCAUCUGAGCUUCGACGAUAUUGAGUCAGGCAAGUCAUGGCGGUUCCGCUACUCCUACUGGACCAGCAGCCAAAGCUAUGUGCUCACCAAGGGCUGGAGCCGCUUCGUCAGGGAGAAACGGCUCGACGUGGGCGACGUGGUCCUCUUCGAGCGCCUGCGGGACGGCGGCGACCGCCUCUACAUUGGUUGCAGGCGCCGCGGUGAUCCCGAAGCUACGCCGGCUCGCACCAUGGCCAGGCCCAAUGCUGCAGUACCCUGGAGUCCCGUGUACUGCACAGCAGCAGCCUCCAGUUCCUACUGGUACCUUAGCUCAGAGCAACAAGACUGUCUUCUUCAUGCAGGAGAUGGAUCAGUGGAGAAAGCAGCACCGGUUACCUCGAAGCGGCUGAGAUUAUUUGGCGUGAAUCUGGAAUGCGGGCCGAACUCGCCGGAGCCACAGCCGGUGCAACCAGAACCAUGCUUAACAGACCAGAGCCCCAGUGCCCCCAGCCCCCAACCAUAGCCGCGGGGGGGUACAAAUUGGAUGGGCUAGCUCUUCGAGGAAAGCUUAAAAGUAUUGGUGGAGGAGAUGAAAUGAGGAGAAAGAGAGAGAAAGAGAGGAGAUCUGACUUCUGAGUCCAUGUUCUCAAAUCCCACCAACCAAUCCCCUCCUCUCCCAAGUGACGUUCUGAUUGACUUGUGAGGGAACCACAGGAAGAGAUGGACGAGAAGAGAAUAGCUGGGAGAAAAAACAAAGGAGGGACGGAAGGAGGGAGGGAAGAAAUCCCUGGUUUUCCGGGCAAUCUCCGUUUUCUUUUCAUUUCCUCUCAGGAAAUCCACUGUACAGGGCCUGUCAAGGGAUGGGGUCAGGUCUCAGGAAACAUCAGCUUGGAAAGGAGUAGAUAUGUGUGGGGCCCAAUAACUUUGGCAGGGAGGGAAGCAUAGCCCAAUAACUUUGUUAACCUGUAAUCUUUUUGAAGGAAAAAAAAAUAAAAAGAAAUGUAAUGAGAUUUUUAUUCCAUUUUACUUUUCCUAGUUAUUCUGCUUCGUCAUCUGGUGAUCUCUGAUGGUGUCUGUGAAGUGAAUCGUGGUGUACUGGGGGUGGGUUCUGGUGCAUGGGUACAGUGAAGACCAUGAUAUGAAAGAAAUAUCAGGGGGGGGUGGGGGGGCAAGCAAGAAUGAAAGAAAAGACAUCUGGGGAUUUCGAUGUCCUUUGCUUUUAUUUCUAUACUUGUGGUUGGUCUCCUUUCUGUUUCUUGGGAAGAAAAGCCUAAUUUCGUGUGGCAAGUGGGCUCACACCCCCCAAAGGAUGUGAGAAAGUUGCUUUGGCUAAUGGCUUGGAGACAAGUUCAGACACAAUGGGCAACAGUUUUCAAGUAUAAUAAGCUGGAUUCUCAUUAGUUUAGACUUCAGAACCAAGCUCUGGAGACCUGUCUCCUCUGAACAUUCAGUAUUAUUGUCCACACUAAUAGCUAAGUUUCAAAGUUACACAGGGGAGACCUGUGGAAAUGGUACAUGGGGUAAAAGCUAUCGGCUAAUAGCUGUAAAGAGAAAGGUUUACUCAGUAAGACCAACAUGAGCCAUCAAAAAGAAAGGGCUACCUGGGUAGAAUAGAGUGAAAACUAUCAAGAUCUUUUACAAAGCCGACUAUUUAAGGACCAAGCUUUACAUGUGAGGUAGAUGCCUUUGGAAUAUUAAUUUGGGUCGUAACAGUGUGGCAGUACAGCUAAGAAGCUAAGAAAGAAACCAAAAGAUGGCUACCACCAUUUAGAAGGAGGCAAAUAGGAUUCAUCUCAAAGGAAUACAUAAGAAGGAUUGCAAGGAUCAUCAAGUUUGCGGGAUGAUUAAUGGAACCGGAUCAACAGAAAGAUUUCCUGUCUGCUGAUAAAACAAUGAUCCAUGUGCUGCUAUAUUAAUUUAAUCUUGACAGUUAAACAUGUUAUCCAAAUGGCACGAAUCUAACACAUCAACACCUGAGCAUUCAUACUUUGAUUCAAAAAAUUAAGCAAACUAAUGCACAGACUACCAAGGAUCAUGUUCCCUGGCACUAAAUCCUGUCCUGCUGAAAUGAUUCACUAAAUGGCAAUAAUAACCACUAAUUCCCCAUGCAUCUCCAAAAGAGUAUCUCUUGCUACAAAUAAGAGUUCGGAUUUCAGACAAUGGAGUCAAAGGGAGAGUACCUGAGGUCAUGUUUGGAGGACAGAUAUGACUCUUGACACGAUGAAGAGCGCACGGUGAGGGAUCACAGCAAGAUAGACCUGCAUUUGAAGAUGAUGAUGUCUCAAAUGAUACACCCACCAAUCUCUGAAGCAACGAAUUCCCUGGGCCCUACGAACUGCUUAUUAUGAUAUGCCCCGUCCACAUCUUUUCUUCAAGAAGUCGCUGCCUUCAUCAACCCUACCUGCAAGCAUGGUCCACCAAAAAUGGCUGACCCGAUGACAGGUCAUCUUUUUCUUCAGCAGACCUCAAAUGAGUUAUUCCACCUUUCCAUGUCCCUGCAUAGUUCUCCAGCCCAGUUUUUCCUAUUUCACAGCGCAUUCUGAGAAACAAAUUUAGCAGCAGAGAAAGUGGACCAUGAAGUAAAGCCUGAGAUUAAUUACUAGCAGACAGUGAAAGCUGAGAGAAAUUCUUCAUUUUGGUUUAGCCUAAUGCAUGAAAUAUAUUAAUGGAACAAAAAGAUCCCAUAAUCCCAGAUGAUGAUCAUAAGUACCCAUAGCAUCUGUGUAAUUUCAUGUUACCAUUUAGACCAGUUGAGCUUAAAUCAUUGAAUUGAGAAAAUUCUGUUCCGUGGAGGGGGAGGUGCAAGCAACGGUGUCAUCCAUCUGUCCGCAUUUUAUUCAUGGCAUCACCUCCAGUUGCUCAUCAGCAAGCGGACAGCAGCGAGUAACAUGAGAAAAGGUGGAUGGUGGACCAUACGGCAUGAGUCACUGUCCAUGAAAUAGCAUGUUCAAUUUGAGCAGGUAGAAACUCAAGACCAGUGCUUGAUGUGGAUAGCAUUUUGGUGAUCGAGGAUGGAAACAAAUUGCAAUCAGCAUUUGGCGAUCAAGGAUGAAAACAAAUUGCAAUCAGCAUCCGUAUCAAUAGAGGCAGCAAAAAUCAAGAUUAAUGACUGUUGAACACCUUGACUGGAACAAACAUGCCAACAUAUGGUUAAGAUUCAUGAGGAGAUUACACCUUAACAUUGAAAGCAGGCAAUAGAAUAGUUACAAAGAUCUUUUUCUUUUCCCGAAAAAAACCUCAUUGGCAUAACUUUAAAAUAAAUAAAUGAGCAAAAAAAUGAGACAUAGUGUGAAGCCGAACUUUCGUCGUUCAAGAUGAUCGCAUUCUUUAAUAAUAAAGCAUUACAGGGAAAUAGAGGACAGGAAAAGUAAUCAAAAUGUCAAACUAUCAGCCUACCAAUCCGCUUGUGUGAGAUUUUACUGUUGUUUUUAGGCCAAACUUUUGAUAAAGAUGAGGUAGCUAGACUUAUGGUCAACAGGGGCAAACUUGAGCACAGAUCAGGUCAGAUGUCCCUCAUCAUAGCAUGACAAACUUUGCUCUUUAUCUUGCUAGUGCAAGUGGCAGUUAGAAUCUUGCUCCCUUAUUCAGGUGCAAUGAAUUCUGCAAUUAAAACUGAAGAGCGGAAUGCUCAAUUGACAUGAUAUAUGAUAAUUCUAAUUAUUAUGAGAUAAACUUUUUCACUUCGUGCAUGACCAUCCAAAUAGCACAUCCAUGCUCCAUUUCCCAGUCUUCAGCAAUACUCAAUUAAAAAUCUCAUUAAGAACCCAUCUCUAAGUGUGCUUCAAUAUGGUUCCAGAGAAGCAUUAAUAAGGUCAGACAUCCUGAAAGCGGAGGCCACACCACCUACCUGUCAGCUGAAUGAUAACCUUAUCAACAGAAUAAUUUCGGCAUGGUCCAGCGACAGACAAAAGUAAUAUCAUCAAAAACAAAUGGUCAUUCUUCACACCUGAUUGUCCUGCAGGAACAUAACUUAUCAACAGAAUAAUUUUGGCAUGGUCCAGCGACAGACAAAAGUAAUAUCAUCAAAAACAAAUGGUCAUUCUUCACACCUGAUUAUCCUGCAGGAACAUAACUUAUCAACAGAAUAAUUUCGGCAUGGUCCAGCGACAGACAAAAGUAAUAUCAUCAAAAACAAAUGGUCAUUCUUCACACCUGAUUAUCCUGCAGGAACAUAACUUACCUAUAAAAUGGCGAGUUUGGCCAGUCUCUCACCGAUGCAUAAGACAAACCCAUCAGUGGAUGUGCUGAUCCAUAUAUCAGGACAAAAAGAUGAGGCAUGGUCAUGCACAUGGAGGAAGAUAUGAGUCGUAUGACAAAAUAAAAAAAAAUGAUACCAGAAUCUAGCUGAUAGUUCCCCAAAAAAGUGAAGUUUCCUUAUUACCGGAAGUCCCUGCAGGAACAAAUCCCAUCCCUGAAAUGAUGAAAUCGAUUAGCAUCCCUGACGCUCCCUAUCAGCAGUCCCUGAGGAUGUGAACUUUAUAUAAAAACUGCAGUCUCCACAGACUCUAGGAUUCUUGUUUAUCCUGAUUGGCAUCCCAGAAGGCAAGCUAAAGAGAUCGAAAGCAAGUGCCAACUUCUCAUUGUGGUGCUUCAACAGCUUUAUAAGAUCAUAUAUACUCAGCUUUCUAAGACAAACUCUGGUGUGGUUACUCUCUCCAACAACAGAAAUUUCAACUUUGCCCUUUUCUUCCAUCCAACUCUUCCUCGUCUCCUUUUUUGCACCAAUAUCUUUCAAAAGCAUGCUUGCCAUUGCAACGUCCCCCAUUUUAUAUUCACAACAUAUAUAUUUGAAAGCAAAACAUGAUUUCCCACAUUAUUGGUUCAAGCUCAAAAAGAUGCUUAGCCACAGUUUUAGGCAAUUUGAGAUUUCCAUGGAUCCUGUAUGAACUGAGCAGGGAUCCCCCCAUAGAGGCAGUAGCCUUAAAUGUCAUUCUUUGAAUCAAUUCCCGAGCUUCAUCAAUCUGACCAGCCUGACCAAGAAUGUCAACCAUGCAAGAAUAGUGGACAUUGGGUGCACCAAAAUUAUCUCAUCAACAGAUCCCAGUAAUGACAGCACUUUUCAACUAAACCGACAUGGCUGCAAACAGAGAGCACUGAGAUAUAACUUCAUUUAGGUGCAUCCCAUACUGCUGCAUUUUCUCAAAAAGUAUCAUGGCUUCACAGAAUCAAGCAUGCCUGGAACAACCAGCAAUCAUUGCAUACCACAAACAUGCCCUUGUCUUCCAUUUUGGCAAAAAGUAAGCCUCCUCUACAUGUUCACGCCGGGAGUAGACAUCAAUAAGAGCAGUGGCCAGAAAGGCAUCAAUAGUGGAUACUGUGUCAACUCCACUCCAAUCUGCUGUGCUUUACAGAAUAACCUCAAGGCCUUCUCAUGAAGAUCAUUUUGCACAUACCCUGCUACCAAUGAACUCCGUGUGACUGAUGAUUUUUUUUUUGGAAUUUUGUCAAAAACACAGAAUGCAUCAUUGAUCGUAUUACAUUUUGCAAAAAAAAAAAAAAAAAAA